Molecule: messenger RNA, 813 nt
Organism: Seminavis robusta
Lineage: Eukaryota; Bacillariophyta; Bacillariophyceae; Naviculales; Naviculaceae
Source: the annotation of a GenBank genome assembly
AUGUUUACCAGAGCAGGAAUCAUUGUUCGAAGUCCAAGAGCUGUGAGACUACUGACUCAAACUGCCCUUCGAUGGCAACAAUCGUCACACAUCCACCACUUGAAGAAGCCGGAUGCGUUGCGAAGCUUUGGAACCGCAUCGGAGGGCAACAGUACCAGUGACACGGAUCAUUCGAUAGUCUUGUACGAACGAAAUCCUCAAGCCAAUCUGUCAACUCGGUUUGGUUUGGGAGUUUCUUAUUGUCACACAAUCUACUGGUGUUGGUACGCUCUUGAUUUUGUACCUACUGUCAACGCUUCUCCCAUCACCGAACUUCACAUCCACCCUCUUUGGGGGAAAACAAUGGUGGCUGUGGCUUUAGCAGUCAAUAUCGCUGCUGCAGCGUAUGUAUCGAGGACGGCUUCCAAGAUUGUCUGGAUCAGAGACUCUCACGACCCGACACCCCUGCAUGUCUAUUAUCACACCCUUCCAUUCAUGUUCCCAUCUUCGCAACCCACCAAGUACGGAGUGGGCGAAGUCUCCAUGAAUCCAGUGUCACAAGAAGUCAAUGAUUUGAAAAAUGCUUUAUUGGCAAACUUGGAGGCAACUACUAAUACUCCACAAGACAUAAAAUGGAAUGUACCUUUGGAAUCCGACAAUGCACAAUUUAGAAAACUACCGUUGGCUGUUUAUUUGACGAGCAUAAAUGACAUCAAAGAUCCAAAAUCAUUUCUGGACGUGUUAUUGUUUGCCAAUGCACCCCAAUUGAAACCGAAGAAAAAGAAGGAGCAGUCAAGAGCAGGAACCAAGUCCAAGAAACGCUCCAAGCGAUGA